Molecule: messenger RNA, 707 nt
Organism: Salvia miltiorrhiza (redroot sage)
Lineage: Eukaryota; Viridiplantae; Streptophyta; Magnoliopsida; Lamiales; Lamiaceae
Exons: 4
Coding region: 142-591 (149 amino acids)
Cellular component (GO): post-mRNA release spliceosomal complex; U2-type spliceosomal complex
Source: RefSeq, a predicted model, not a curated record
AAUAAUAUGUUUUCCAAUUAAAGAAGGGAAAAAGUAGGGAGUAGGGUUUAGGCAUUGAAUUUUGAUAAUCGAUUCAAGCUUGAGUGAGAGCGGAGAGAAUUUCCCUUCGAAUUGCAUGCUAGUUGAUCUUGAUCGGUGAAAAUGAGCGGUGGAGAAGAGGCGUCGCUCGAUGCAGCAGCGGCGACUCGGAGAGAGAGGCUGAAAGCCCUUAGAGCUGCUCAGGAACUCCUCAACACUCCCGACGACGAUGCUGCUGCUGACAAUCAACCCGAGGGGGAAGAAAAUGUCAAUGUUAAUAUGAAAUUUCGGAAUUACCUUCCUCACGACAAGCAACUGCAAGAGGGUAAACUUGCCCCGCCCGUAUUGCCCAAAUUCGAAGACCCUGUACUGGCAGCUCCUCCACCAGAGGAGAAUAAAGAGGAUCCUUUUCUCAACAUAGCUCCAAAGAAACCGAAUUGGGAUUUGCGAAGGGAUGUGCAGAAGCGGCUUGACAAGCUCGAAAGACGCACUCAGAAGGCUAUGUUAAUACUCAUGGAACAAGAGGAAGCAAAGAGGAGAUCAGAAGGCACAGAAAAUGGUGGAGAAGAUUGAUGAAGUGACAUCAUUAUCCCUGUUUUUUUGUUAUUUGACAAUGUAACUGACAAAACUUAACUAGUCUCAUGUAAUAGACAUUUAAUUAUCAAAGGGAAAGAAUUUGUAAUUUUUCA